UUACAUUGCCCUAACGGCCCUGCAUAUAAAACACUCGAGACAUGAAAAUUAUCGAAACUGGGAACUUCCUCAAACUAUCAACUAUCAAACAUUUAAACAUUCAAACUAAACGACUAGAGAAGGAAAAUGGCUGAAAUUGAAGACUUGAAGCAAUCAGUAGAACAACAAGAAGAAGAAAUUGAGAGUGAACAAAUUGAAGGAUUUAAAGAGACAAUGAAGCCAUGGGAGCAACAUUCUGCAGUCAUAAGCAUUCCUCGCUUUAAUUACAACGCUCCUUCUAUUCUCCUUCGACAUUCGCAUACUGGCUUUCUUAUUACCUGCCCUAUUAAGAGGGAGAAGAGUGCUACAAAAGAAGCAAUAUCCAUCCUUGGAAAGUAUAUUGUGCCUAGUAGUAGUGAUCACUUGAAUGGGUCCGAGUCUAGUGAAAAUGUAAAGAAAAGGAAAUUAGACACGGUCCAGGGAGACAAUGCUACAACUACUGAAAGUGAGUUGUCAAAAGUUGAGACUCAAUCUUCUGAAACGAUGGACAAUUCUGUCAACGAAACUUCUAAUCUUAAGUUGGUGAAGGUGACAAGAAGUGGUUUGCUUCUCUUUAUUUUUUCAAAAGACAGUUUGUUUGAUCCAGUCAGCAUAGUCUCUGAUAUAAAUCAAUCCUUAGAAUCAGGAGCACUGAAACGACCACUCUGGUGUCAUCGAAUUCUCCCCAUUCAAGCUACUUGUAUAUUGAAUGAAAAGGAAAUUAAAACUACUGUGUCGAAGCUUGUUCUCAACUAUGUUGAUGACAAAAGCAGUAGAUCUUCUACACCUCUAAAGUUUGCAGUCGGCUAUAGUAGAAGAGGAAUCGAGGAGACCGAGAUGAAAACUGUGAAAGAUAAGAAUAAUGAACCGAAUCUAUGCGAUUUGUUAGAUCGGAAUAAGUGCUUCUCUACUGUAGCUGCAGCUGUAAAAGAGGUCGUAUCAGAUUCAACUGUGGACCUAAAGUCCCCUGAGCUUUCCAUUCUUAUUGAACUUCUUCCGCUAUCUGGGGUGCCUAAUGGUUCACUAAUAGCCGCAAUCUCAGUCCUUCCCCGAGAGCUUGUCAGCACCAAACCACGCCUUUGUGUCAAGGCUUUGGUCUCUGAUUCCAAAACUAAGUAAAAGUUUUACUCUACUCCCAUUAUUAUAGCCGCACAUGUCCUUGCGCUGGCUGGAGCAUCACGGCAAGGCUACAACCAAGAACCAGCAUAUCAUUGCCGAAGUCUCAUUCAUAUACUCAAUCUGUUAGGUAGGUUGGUACUUGGUAGGUCUAUACUUAAUUUUAAAAAGCGCACCCAAGGCGAUCUUUAAAGCGCCUCCAAGAGUCCAGGAGGUGACCAAGAGGCGCGCCUUUCUCGCCUCAUGCACCUCAAUAUGGAUGAUUGAUGUAUAUCUAUUUUCCUCAAUUUUUUGGUCCCAAAAAACUAUCUUUAAUCUUUCUUUGUAUAUGUAGUUGAUAGUAUUACUAAUUUUGCCAUAUUGUAUUACUAAAUUUGCCAAUUUUUCUCCUCAACCAAGUUCGUAUC
Messenger RNA from Amaranthus tricolor (Joseph's coat), 1541 nucleotides. RefSeq lists its product as uncharacterized. Gene Ontology annotation, biological process: tRNA modification. NCBI's taxonomy places the organism in Eukaryota, Viridiplantae, Streptophyta, Magnoliopsida, Caryophyllales, Amaranthaceae. Gene Ontology annotation, molecular function: RNA binding. Bases 127 to 1137 code for a protein of 336 amino acids. The transcript has 7 exons. The record is from RefSeq and is a predicted model, not a curated record.